Messenger RNA from Neodiprion fabricii, 2821 nucleotides. RefSeq names its product ATP-binding cassette sub-family G member 1-like. NCBI's taxonomy places the organism in Eukaryota, Metazoa, Arthropoda, Insecta, Hymenoptera, Diprionidae. Gene Ontology annotation, cellular component: plasma membrane. The transcript has 12 exons. The record is from RefSeq and is a predicted model, not a curated record. Bases 873 to 2768 code for a protein of 631 amino acids. Gene Ontology annotation, molecular function: ATP hydrolysis activity; ATP binding; ABC-type transporter activity.
AAGACCAGAGCAUGCCGAGCUUUCACUACGCCAAGAUUAAGCACAUCGUACCGUUGGUUAUAUUACAACAAAGUACUUUUCUUGUUGUAAUGAACGUACACUAAUCCCAAUACACCACAUUAUUACGUUCACUUGAAACGUGAACUAAGAAUUUGACUAGUUUUACUUAUUUUCCAUAAGCCUCAGAAAGUGAAAGGAGAACAUUCUUUGGCAAGGGUGGUUCUAGUUCCGUUUAAAGGAUGUGUGAUUAGUCGUUCGAUGCUUCACGCAUCGUGAAAGUUACUUCGCACCCGAUUUCACUCCCACGCGAAUAAUACUUUUCCAUGGCUGACAGACCGUACAGCGAGACUUUCCUUUCGCGCUUCUCAACGGUCGGAGAUGAGUAAUCCAGCAGAAGUUCAUCGAGCUGAAAAUCGGCCUGGUGUCCAGUCGAUCCGUUGGUCAGGAUACCGGAGCUUAAGAAAUUAUUCGAUGCUGAACUGAGACUGAAUCAAGCAAGGCCUAUCUCCCCCCACUGUCGGCGAAACGGGUCACUAGAAAAUUGGACUCAUCGUGUCUGGAUAGCCGUGUAACCGUCGCUCUCUGCACUGCGUCCAAGACAAACUGUGUGUGCGUAUCACUGUAGAGGAGUGCGGUGGACAGUGAAAUCCGCGAUAGUAUAACAGUCCAAGUGCGAAAGAUCUUUCGGUCAUCGACGUCACGUGGAGCUAUUCGUGUAAUAAGAAACUUUUCGAUCAACUCGAAGUGACAACUCGUUGAUAAAUUUGAUAAAAAGAUUAGACGGAAUACGGUACGAAGACUCCGAGGCUCAGUUCAAAAAGGAUGACAACCGGCUAACGCGGGAACCAAGAAAAUCAGGAUCAUCGAUCAUCAUGAACUCCAUACAGCUGACAGAAGGUGGUACCUGUACGAUUCUGCGGCUCGAUGAAGACAGCAAAUUGCUGGAUAUUGAGGCCGGCAACCCCGCGACCUCCAGACUUGUCAUCGAAUUCGCUAAUUUGAGCUACGCGGUUGACUGCGACACAGGUACUCAGAAGCAGAAACAAAUUCUUUGCUCAGUGGCCGGACAUUUUCGACCUGGUCGUUUAACCGCCAUCAUCGGGCCUUCAGGUGCUGGGAAGACUACGCUCUUGAGCAUAAUUUCCGGCCUGCGAGCCUCUAAACUCAAGGGGACGAUUACCAUUAAUGGCGUCGAGAUAAACAGGGAAGCCUUCCGAAGACAGGUCUGCUACAUACCCCAGGAUUUUGCACUAUUGCCCCUGCUUACAGUACGUGAGACUCUCCAAAUCGCUGCUGACCUGAAACUCGGAUCUUCUCAUACGGAUCACCUUAGAAGACGUGCGGUAAUCGAUAUUGCUAGCAAGCUGGGACUUCUGCCGAGUUUAGAUACAGCUGCAGGUAAUCUCAGCGGUGGUGAACGAAAAAGACUGUCUAUUGGAAUAGAGUUGAUAACUAACCCACCCGUAAUGCUGUUAGAUGAGCCUACGAGCGGAUUAGAUAGUGCAGCAUCAGGCCAGGUGAUUGCCCUGCUGCACUCACUUGCCGAGGCAGGUCGGACUGUGGUUUGCACUGUUCACCAGCCUGGCAGUCACAUGAUAUCCUUGUUCGAUGACAUCGUCGUCUUGUCUCGAGGACAAAUAAUGUACUGCGGACCGCGAGACCAAAUUCUCGACAGCUUUGCAAAGGCUGGUCACGUUUGUCCUCAGCUCUGUAACUUGGCCGAAUUCGUACUGGAUGUAGUUUCGACACCAAAGGAAAAUUUGAAGAGAUUGCGAGACGUGAGCAACGAAAAAUACGAGGCAGCCAGACUACAACUGGAAUCUACUCGCGAUCCUCAAGUUAAGCACCAAACAUCGAACGGUUCCAGGCCACCGCCAGGUUAUUUUAACAAGGAGAAGGACGAAAUUUCGCGGAUAAGAACUUAUCCAGUGUCCCACUGCAAACAAUUCCUCAUCCUUUUCAAAAGAGCGAUGAUCUGUAUACAAAGAGACAAUAUGUUGACAAAACUCAGAAUCGUUGCUCAUCUGAUGGUCGGACUUCUGGUUGGCAUUGUAUUCUAUGACUUUGGAAGCAACGCAGCCAGAUUUCAAAGCAACAACGCUUACAUUUUUACUUCUCUGUUGUUUCUAUUCUUCGGUAACGCCAUGCCAGCUGUACAGAUGUUUCCAAUCGAAGCUGCAGUAUUUCUCCGAGAACACAUGAACAACUGGUACUCGUUGCAAUCGUACUAUAUGGCAAAAGUUCUAGCAGAUAUUCAAGUGCAGGUUCUCUGUCCAACCUGCUUUCUCAUAUUUGCCUACUGGCUAACGGGGCAGCCCCUUGAAUUGGACCGGAUAUGGCGUGUCUGGCUCAUCUGUGUUCUGUUGACGAUGCUCGCUCAGUCUUUUGGCAUUGCUGCUGGAGCUGCUUGCGGCUCACAGGUGGGCGUUUUUGUUGUACCAGCUUUGAACAUCCCGAUGUUUUUAUUUGCCGGAUUUUUCCUUAGACUUGGAGAAGUUUCGGCAUAUCUUCGGCCUAUUUGUAGCAUCAGCUACUUCCGAUACGCUUUUGAGGGAGUUCUUCAGGCGUUGUACGGGAAUUCCCGUAAAAAUUUGCCCUGUUCGGAGGUUUUUUGUCCCAUUCGUUUACCGGCAAAAAUUCUCUCGAACUUAGGCAUGCCUACAGCACCAUUUUACGUUCUGGCUCUAGCUCUGACUGUAUGGAUCUUCGCACUGCACAUAUCCGUUUAUGGAUUACUUCGCUGGAAAUUGUAUCGUGCUACGAAAUAAAAUCUCAUAAACUAAAUAUUUGCAUUUCGAAUAUAUAGUUUUUAUUACUUGAC